CAAGAAGCAUGAGAGAGUGUCAGAGACGGACAGAUGACAGACUGAGGUGUAUGUGGAUCCUGCUGUGUGCCGAGGGGGAGAGAGAACAACACCGCCACGCUUCUUCAGGGCGUUGAUGUUCAGAGAAAUAACAUCCAGCCCUUGCCGGGGACAGGGAAAGGAAGGUACCCUGAAUGCUGCGUGUAGGAGCGAAGAGAAAAGCACAAUAAACCACGGAGCGGACUGCGCAAAAUCAGAAACAACUGGCAAAACAACAUCCUCUGAAACCCAACCUUCGUAGAUUGUGGUGGGCCUUUUCCAAUCUCUCUGUUCUUGGCCACCCAGGAGAGGCGAUGGAAGGUUAAAUCACAUGCUCCGUCAAGAGUGAUCACAAACCGAACCUGCUGAGACUUCAUUCUCCAGUGUCCGAGGAGCCCUUGAAACCUUCCCUGGGAACUUACAGCAACACAAACUUUCCCAAGUAAUUUGCUUAUCUCACUCUAAGGAAGUACUUUGAUAAAGGUCAGAAUCAUUUUAUGUUUCUUUAGCGAGGGCCCAAAAAGACCCAGCCACGGCCCACUGCGGGGUCUCAGAGGAGCGUCUGGGGAACAUUGAUCUGGACGAGAAGAUUGUGACGGAGGUGAUGGGUAACAAGAACACCAGCCUGCCGAAAGGUCCCGACAGCGAGCCUACACAGAAAGAGGAAGGGGGUGUCAUUGACAAUACCACAGGAAGUGUCUCCAGAGAUGGACCGCUGGGCCCCAGCCCGGAGCUGCUGGCCUCCCUGCAGUCCCUCGGAGAAAACAGCGACUACACUCUGCUCCCACACUCCCUGCACCAGAUUGCAGAGGCCUACUCACUCAAAGAGGACUACCAGUGGGCCAUUCAGUUCCUGCAGCUGGAGAAGCUCUACCAUGAACGUCUGCUCUCCAACCUUGCCGCCCUGCAGGAAAACUGGGAGAGCCAGUGGAAAGAGAAGAACACCGAGAGCAGUUCACCCGCUGAGACAGACCUCAUCAGUCAGAAGCACAUCGAGACCCUGAGCCAAAUCUGUAGGACACACCCCAGCCCAUCCAUCAGUGUGCAGCAGAACACUCUGAAUACAAUGCUGAAAGACAUUCAGACACUACAACCCUGUCAUGACAAAGUCGACAAUCCUGACACGUCACACGAGGACGGAGAACAAGAGCAAAACGUGAACUCAGAGUCAGAGCUAUCUUCACCACACACCGACCAUCAGGAGGAAACUGGGGAAAAGGAAGGAGCGGAAGAGGAGGAGACAUAUGAGGAAGGACAGGAAGUAGAAGAAGAGGAGGAGGAGGAGGUGCCGUGUGAGGAAACGCCAGAGGAGGAGGAGGUGAAGGUGGAGUGGCCAACAGGAGUUCCCCAGGCUUCAGACAAGGACCUGGCCAAACUGUCCCACACAGAAGGGAUUUCUUCUCCUGAUGGUCUGGUCUCCAUUCUGAAGAGGAGGCGAGCGUCGCUGGAUGGACUGCCUCCGCCCAGCGACAUUGCUAUUAAACAGAGCUCCAAACGCAAAGUUCGCUUCAGCGAACCAGAGGACGGCAUUGAACAAGAUGAGGUAGGUGGAGACUCCUGCCUGAUCCUCCUGCUGCUGUGCUUGGUUACUGUGGUGAUCAGCAUAGGCGGGACCGCUCUCUACUGCACCCUGGUGGACACUUACUCCAACAUUUGCACCGACUUCACUCAGAACGUCAACUUCUACGUCAUGAACGCACGGAGGUUCUUUGAAGGGCUCGGACACUGGCUGCCCCUCCGGACUUAAGGCCGCUUCAUCUGCUCUCCAGACAAAAGCAGACAUUUGUGCUGAGUGUAAAAUAGAGAGUGAGGAUGAAAGAGUCCCAGACUAAGACUGUACAGAUACAGGACCCACAGGCAUUAAUCUGAUGCUGCCAUGCAGAGUGUUUAAAGCUUUGACUCCUUCUACAGUGACUGGACUCAUGUCUCAGCAAAAGAGCUCACAUCCCACUAAGACUUGUAAAUUUGGUCAAAUGGACUAAGAUUUUUGUGUCGGUAACCGAGUGCUCAAAGCAACAACAAACAAAAAAAACAGUAAAAACUGUCCAAAUUUCUUCACCUCAGAAGA
Messenger RNA from Seriola dumerili (greater amberjack), 2086 nucleotides. It is a transcript of the gene cnstb, whose product is annotated as consortin-like. Gene Ontology annotation, biological process: positive regulation of Golgi to plasma membrane protein transport. The coding region runs from base 623 to 1765 and encodes 380 amino acids. Gene Ontology annotation, cellular component: trans-Golgi network; transport vesicle; plasma membrane. NCBI's taxonomy places the organism in Eukaryota, Metazoa, Chordata, Actinopteri, Carangiformes, Carangidae. The record is from RefSeq and is a predicted model, not a curated record. Gene Ontology annotation, molecular function: connexin binding. The transcript is spliced from 11 exons.